Molecule: messenger RNA, 1300 nt
Organism: Dichomitus squalens LYAD-421 SS1
Lineage: Eukaryota; Fungi; Basidiomycota; Agaricomycetes; Polyporales; Polyporaceae
Exons: 3
Coding region: 1-1146 (381 amino acids)
Molecular function (GO): acyltransferase activity, transferring groups other than amino-acyl groups
Source: RefSeq, a predicted model, not a curated record
AUGUCCGACCUCCGCUUUGUUCGCUUCGACGAUGUCAGGACAUUCUUGGAAGUCACUAAGCAAGCCGAUGACUACAUGAUGAAGAACUCCGGGGCGCUCAGCAUCUCUGACUAUCUCGAUGCUCCUACGGACCCUACUCGGGUUUUCUACCUUGCCAUCUACCGGGAGACACUCUUGAUGACUCUCGUGUAUGGUAUCAAAGAAGGCUUCCCAUGGAUUCUGUCAGUCCAUCGCCGCGCCGAGGACGUCUUGACCCCAGAAACCCUUACCCUUGCUGUCACUCUCCUUGCGAACUCUAUAUCGACCCUUCAGUUCGCCGACCCCUCGAUUGUUAGUCCCUUCAGGGUAUUUGGAGUCGAGGAGCCGGUGAAUGCCUUCCUGACCGCUUGGGUCGCCAUUCAACGUGGCCGUGGCCGACGCAUUCGUCUCAAGCCGAACCCCACCACAGUCUUUGUGACAUACGCGACCCGGAACACUCUGACGCCCUUGCCCCCGCGAACGUUGAUGUCUCCGCAACACAUAAUCUCCCGCGCAUCCAUGUCCGACCUCGAGUCGCUCAUGCCACUCUACAUGAAUUUCUUUUCAACAAAAUCCUGGCCGACGCAGAUUAUCCCCACGGAAGCCCUUACGAGGCUCCAGCGGGAGCUACCCACAGGCCUCUUCUGGGUGUGCCGCACCGACGGCAUCAUGUCUGCGUUCGCCGAGCUCGGGAGCGUCUCGCCUCGUACCAUCACUAUCCGUACCGUCUACGUACCUCCAGAGCACCGCCAGCGCGGCGUCGCAGAAGCCUUGGUCCACACCAUCACCCGGUACUACGUGGGACUGGGAGCAGGGGCUAUGGCCGUAGUGCCCCCUGGCCCUCCGCCGGAAGGCGUGAAGGAGCAGGUGAAGCUCAACGUAGCAGAUGCGGCCGCAGAGGAGUUGUAUCGUCGAUUGGGAUUUCUGCUCCCCCACCAGUCGCCGGACGGCAGGGCUCUCACCGGGGGCAUCGACCCCGCUACAGGCCGCCCAGGAUGGUACAGAUCCAUCUGGCGGGAAUCGGAGCAGGAGCCCGAUACGUCGAUCCGCCGCGCUCGGAGAAACGAAGGAACUCCGCGCAAGCGGGACACAAGCUCGUUUCCUGAUGUCUAUAUCUAUUGGAUCUAGUCUGAGCAUGGCUCCUGCGACUGUAUCAUAGACGCAUAGGGUUUCUUGACGCGUAGAGAUUUUUGGUGCAAAGAGUUUCUUGGUAUAGAUGCUGGCUACGCCGCCCACCUUUGCUUAUUUAUUCACCGUUCUGCAAUGCAUUUGUAAAUAUCUG